AUGCCAAAAUGCUAAAGAAUAGUAACUAAUGAUGGGACUAUUAUAAUAAACUAUCACAAAUUCAAUAAAAACCAUACUUUAGACCUAAAAGACUGGAAUAAAAUACCUACGCCAUUACUUCCUAGGGAAAAACCUGCUGCUCCUUAGCCUAAUAAUAAAAAAUAAUCCGAAAAUAAACGUCCAACAUAAAUUGACCUUUCGGAAAUCCAAAACGAAAAAAAUACUCAAAAAAAAUUAAAAACAAUUGAAAAAAAUGAAAAUAAUGAUUUAGAACUAGACUACGAAAAAUGGAAUAUUGUAGGUACUUGUCAAGACAUAGAAAAACCUUAUUUAAGACUUACAAAAGAGCCUUCGCCAGAUUAAAUUAGACCUGAAGAAAUAUUAAAAAAAAGUCUAAAGUUUUUACUAAAUAAAUGGAAAAAUAGAGAAUGUGAAUAUUAAUAUAUUCAAGACUAAUUUAGAUCUAUUAGAUAAGAUCUAGUCAUAUAACAUAUAAGAAAUGAAUUUACAGCUAAAGUAUGUGAAAAUAAUGCCAGAAUAUGUCUAGAAGUAGAUGAUAUUGGACAAUAUAUGUAGUGUUGUGCAACUUUAUUUGAUUUAUAUUAAAUUGGGAUUUAAGGGUAAAAAGAAGAGUUUUAUUGCUAUAAAAUAAUUGAUUAUGGACUUAAUAUUUAAUAGAAUUUUGAAUUACCGAAAAUUAUAUAUGAAAUUUAAAGUUUUAUUGAACACCCAUUGAUUUAAUUUGCUAUUGAUUUAAUUGAUACUUAUAAUCAAGGUAAUGUUUAUAAAUUUUAUUAAAUGUAUGAAAAAUCACCUAAUAUGUGUUAAUGUAUUAUUGAAAGAAAUAUCACUAGAUUAAGAUUAUGGGGAUUAAGUAUCGUUUCAAAAUCAUUUUAACAAAAAAUGUUUUUGAUUAAUUUAAAAAAUUUAUUAAAAUUUGAAAAUUUAGAACAUACAAAAGAAUUUAUUAUAUCUUGUGGUGCUAAAUUAGAUGAAAAAGGUGAAAAUUUAUUAUUAAAAGAAAGUUGGAAAGCAUUUUAUGAAGCCUACUCAAGCAUAUGA
Molecule: messenger RNA, 1062 nt
Organism: Ichthyophthirius multifiliis
Lineage: Eukaryota; Ciliophora; Oligohymenophorea; Hymenostomatida
Product: sac3 ganp domain protein
Exons: 5
Cellular component (GO): nucleus
Source: RefSeq, a predicted model, not a curated record